AUGGGAGUAACUUCUGAAAUCCGAGAUCAUCUCUUAUCACAACCCCCAUCAUUUAAAAAGAAGAAAGAAUACGUAUUGGAAGAAUUACUCGGUAGAGGUGGUUUUGGUAAAGUUGUUAGAGCUACUUGGACACCUAGAGUUGGAGAGAAACAAGAGGUUGCUUUAAAAAUCAUCCAUAAAAAACUCGUCAAAGAUGAUAUCAAUUCAGUCAUGGAUGAAAUCAACGUUUUGAAAGGAUUAGAUCAUCCUAAUAUCGUACAUGUCUGGGAUCAUUUCGAAUCUCGAGAUAAAUAUUACCUCACAUUCGAACUUGCCGUAGGAGGAGAAUUGUUCGACCGGAUCACUCAUAGAGGGAGGUUCACAGAGAAAGAUGCUGUGGAUUGUAUUCGACAAGUCCUCGAAGCAACCGCUUACCUCCACGCUCACAAUAUCGUCCAUCGCGAUCUUAAACCUGAGAAUAUCUUGUAUAAAACUAAAGCUUCCGAUUCACCAAUCGUCAUUGCUGAUUUUGGCAUUGCAAAACAUCUAGAGCCUGAUGAAGAGUUGACUGCUAUGGCAGGUAGUUUAGGGUAUGCCGCACCGGAGAUAUUGUUAGGUACGGGACAUGGUGUUAAGGUUGAUUGUUGGAGUAUAGGGGUUAUUGCAUAUACACUCUUAUGUGGCUAUCCACCUUUCCGCUCGGAAGACAAACAAGAACUAGCAAAGGAAACUACCAGAGGAAAGAUUGUCUUCCACGAUCGAUAUUGGAAAAAUGUUUCACAAGAAGCUAAAGACUUUAUCAAAGCCAUGUUACAGGUCGAUCCUAAGAAACGUUUGAGUGCGGCUGAAGCAUUACGACAUCCUUGGCUCACAUCUGGUCAAGCGACGGAUCAUGACUUAUCAAGCGCUUUGAAAGAAAACUUUAACGCUAGAAGAAAAUGGACAAAAGCUUUCUUAGCAGUCAACGCUGCUAAUCGACUUCGAUCAGCACGUUCUUCACCUACUUCAUCCCUUGCUCCAACAUCGAUAGCUUCAGCAACUUCAAACUCCGGUAGAUCAUUAUCAGCAUCUUCUUCGAAAUCUGUAGUUCCUCAAAUACUUACACCUUUAUCAGUCACGGAAGAUGAA
This is a messenger RNA of Tremella mesenterica DSM 1558, 1107 nucleotides long. RefSeq lists its product as uncharacterized. Gene Ontology annotation, molecular function: ATP binding; calcium/calmodulin-dependent protein kinase activity. Lineage: Eukaryota; Fungi; Basidiomycota; Tremellomycetes; Tremellales; Tremellaceae. The record is from RefSeq and is a predicted model, not a curated record. The annotation marks the transcript as partial. Gene Ontology annotation, biological process: protein phosphorylation; cellular response to oxidative stress. The transcript has 6 exons.